Dictyostelium purpureum is the source of this 261-nucleotide messenger RNA. RefSeq lists its product as uncharacterized. The transcript has 2 exons. NCBI's taxonomy places the organism in Eukaryota, Evosea, Eumycetozoa, Dictyosteliales, Dictyosteliaceae. The record is from RefSeq and is a predicted model, not a curated record. The coding region runs from base 1 to 261 and encodes 86 amino acids.
AUGUCAUCUUCACCAUCAUCGGUAUCUUCGCCAAAUAAAAGAAUCAACGAGUUUAGGAAGAUUACAACCAACGAUGAAUUUAAAGAGAAAAGAAAAGAAAAACAAGAUAUUCAAAGACAAAAAUUAAAAAACCAGUUAAUUUUAGAAAAAAGACAGAAACUAUCAACAUUAAAUCAAAACAAUACCAUUACCCCCGACUCUAUAAAAAAUGAAUUAAAGGAUCUAUAUAAUAAAAUUGUAGAGAUUAUUAAACCAACAUAA